AUGGAGGGUCAUCGCCCAUCGCAACCGCAGACGGGGGCAAUUCUGCCCCCGUCCGCGUCUCGACAGGGCACCACCUACGGCUCGACGAGCAACACCGGAACUCCCCAGGCGCAGGUGGCUACGGCCCUUCUAACAGGUGGCGGUCGCGUGGCCAUGAUGGUGGACGGAUCAGGCCAGAAUCGUCCUCUGCAUCGCGCUGCGAGCCCGGAUUCGACGGCUAUGAAUUCAGCAACGCCCACCGCUGUCUACGAUACAAAAGAAGACGGUCUGCCAGCUUUUCUGGCUCACCUUCCACCGGGCACUCCACUUGGAAGUGGCGCCUCGCGCUGGUCUAAGCUUCGGACAACCGUCCAGAUCUCCGGAGCGAUGAGUGUCAAUCAGAAAAAAGCGCCCCUAAAACGUGAAGACUCCUUCCUGCAACGCUUCUCGACCAGGCACAUCGGCGAAGCACAGGAUGCUGACGGCAAUCCUGUUACGGAAGGAGAGCUGAUUCCGAAGCCCAGACUUUGGUCACGGUCUACGUGUCGCCAGCUGAUGUUCGGAGUCAUAAAUCCUGAUGAAAAUGCUAUGUUCUUAUGGCUUUGGCUGCUAACAGUAUGCGUGCUCUACAACGCCUGGGCUCUAAUUCUCAGACAGACUUUUACGGAGAUACAGCACCUGUCAGUGUUUAUGUGGAUUGCAUUCGACGGUUUCUCAGAUUUUGUCUACCUGCUCGACAUCGUCAUUCAGCUCCGAACAGGAUACUUGGAACAAGGGUUAAUGGUGUCCGAAGGAAGGAAAUUACGAGGCCACUACUUAAGAUCCAGGAGUUUCCUUCUCGAUCUGGUAUCGUUGACACCCCUGGACCUCCUACAGUUCAUCAUAGGGGUAACUCCCCUACUUAGAUUUCCUCGAUUCAUCAAGGUGUAUCGCUGCUACAGAUUCUACUAUAUGGUGGAAAGUCGAACGAUUUACCCAAACUUCUGGAGGGUAGCCAAUCUGAUUCAUAUUCUUCUUUUGCUAUCACACUGGUUCGGCUGUUUCCAUUAUAUGCUCUCCGAGUUUGAAAAUUUCCGAGGGGCCUGGGCGUACACCAACCCGUACAAGAGCGAUAACGCCGAAUGGCGAGCCAUCACGCGCAAAUACGUCGCUUCCGUUUACUGGUCAACCCUGACGCUAACGACUAUCGGUGGUGAUCACGUGACACCGAGCUCAAAUCUUCAAUAUGCUUUUACAAUACUCUCCUACCUUAUCGGAGUGUUUAUCUUCGCUACGAUUGUGGGCCAAGUUGGGAACGUCAUUACUAAUCGCAAUGCAUCACGACUCGAAUUCGAGCGUUUACUGGAUGGAGCCAAAUUGUACAUGCGUCAUCAUAAAGUGCCUCACCAGAUGCAGAGGCGAGUUCAACGAUGGUACGACUACUCCUGGUCGCGCGGCCGAAUGAGAGGAGGAGGAGACAUAAAUUCGGCAUUGGGCGGUCUUCCAGAUAAGUUAAAGACCGAACUUGCUCUUCAUGUAAAUCUCAAGACGCUCAAAAAGGUUUCGAUCUUCCAAGAGUGCCAACCGGAGUUUUUGCAUGACCUUGUUUUAAAGAUGCGUGCGUAUAUUUUCACGCCUGGAGACCUCAUCUGUCGGAAAGGGGAAGUGGCCCGAGAGAUGUUUAUCAUCGCAGACGGUAUUCUCGAGGUAAUAAGUGAGACGGGAAAAGUUUUAACCCAAAUGAAGCCGGGUGAUUUUUUCGGAGAAAUCGGUAUUCUCAACCUUGACGGUUUCAAUCGACGAACCGCCGAUGUACGAUCCGUGGGAUAUUCAGAGUUAUUUUCGCUGUCUCGGGAAGAUGUUCUCUCGGCAAUGAGGGACUAUCCGGAGGCCCAAGAGAUUCUGCGGGCUAUGGGCCGGAAGCGUUUGAUGGACGCUGGACUUUCUUCAACAAUAAAUUGUCCUAUGCAAGCCAAUACACCGUUGAAACAACAACCGCUGCAACUCGUACAACAGGAAGGAGAUGUGCAGUCCCAAGCCGCGGCAGCCGGGCCUAUGGUCCCCAGCGUGGGUCACGCACCAACUAUGGAACCCGAGGUCGGGGACACGGCAUCGCUUCCAGAAUCACAAAAAUCGCCGAAGUCGCCUACUCGAUCGCCAGUCGGGACUGCAUCGGGCGCACCAAGCACGCAGAAGUCAAUGAAUACGAUACGAAAAUUCAGGAAAGACCUCAAACAUCUGCUCCGAAGCGGAACGCUAGCUUCGAACGGAUCACGCUUCCAUGUAGGGCACCGUCAAACGUCGACAGGCGAGCCAGUGCUCCAAUCUAGUAAAGGACAAACUAUAGGCGGCAUCGAAGGCGACAUGGACGCAGAUGUCCAGGACAACCUUUCGUUCUCUUCGAUGGGACCAGGACGUUCCGUUUCUACGACGUUCGAAGUGCCGCCACCGCCGCUCAUCUCCGCCUCGGCGACUGGCGCCGCAGGAUCGGCGAUGGAUGCUGAAAUUCCUCUACUCCGCCGAGUUCUGAUGCUCAAAAGAGAGCAGGCAACGAGAGCGAAUGAAGAGCGCCUCCGACAGACGUCGUCUCGUCCGGAGAGCCUUCAGUUAUCCGAGUCGUCGCCUCGAGGACUUGCCCCUGGCUCUGGCAGCAGCAGCAGCAGAUUGGCGAAACUUUCUCCAAGAGUAGAGACCGACGAUGAGGUGUUUAUUUCGCCACUCAAGGCAACUUCUCCACGCACAGAGGCCCCCGAAGGAAAAUGGUCGUCCCCGCUCAAGGACGUGCCAAUCGUCGGCGGCAUUGACGAAGUCGCCGAAGGAACGCAUGUCGGCUCUACGGCUGCAGAAGCGACAGACGAAGUUCGACGGCAGCUAGAUGCGCUCGCGAGUCCAAAGAAACGGGCGUUGUGGCAGAACGCCACAUUCGACGGCUAUGCGGAGAGACGCGCUGUACUUACUCGAAUGUGCGCAAUUAAGCAGGGACUGAGUUCGCCGCCUGAAGAAGAUCAUGCGGGUGACGGCGGCGGCGGCUUGCUUGCCGCCGGCAACAUCACUCACAACAAUAGCAACAACAACGUCAGCAGCAGUAACAACAACAACGACAUUAACAGUGUCGCCGUCAGCAGCGGCAAUGUAUUUAACAACAACAACAAUAACAAUAAUAACAAUGCUCAAUCAAACAUCCUAUCGGAAGACGAUGCGCUGACUCGACAAUCGAAGACGGAAAUCGACGACGACGCUAGCCACUCGCAGCAGACGUUUAUUAUUACGGAUCAAGAAAAUGUCGAGCUGAUGGUCACUGCUGCCAUGAAACAGAUCAAGAUUGCCGUCACCGACUAUCUGAAGGAUACACACAUGGAACUCACAUCGCGAGUCGAAGCCCUCGAGCACGAGCUUGAGAUCAAGGACAACCUCAUCGUCGAACUGCAGGAUGAACUAAUUUUCAAAGAGAAAGAAUUCCGCCAUCAGAGACCAGGACCAAAUUUCAUAGAAGACAUCUGCUCUCUGAGUGAAACCUCGUUCGAAUCCGACGAUGAAGAUAACGCCUUCCUUCUCGCGGCAACGGGACAGAGGACAACUACGAGAUACGGUGGCGGACUUCAGGUGCCUUCGUCCGACGUUUUCGAUCCGUCGCCGCGGAACUCCUGGCCCAGGAGUGGUUUUGAGACGAGCACUUUUAGCGAACUGCACGCCAACAACGGCAUUCACAACCACGAGGAAAGUAGAGGCGAACUAAGUAACUUGGCGGCUGGGGACCGCAGUGCAUCCUGGCAUGACUACCCGACGUCGCAGACCUCGGCCACAGAGCACCCCGGCAUGGUGGUGGCUUCGAAAAUGGGACCUGAAGACCUAUGGAAACUUGAGUUCCCGCAGAUAUCGGACAACCUUGUGGAAACCUCUAGGAGAUCUAUUCCUUCGCAUGAUCGUCCAGCGUCCUUGGAGAAGAAAACGAACUCAGAAAAGCCGGCCAAACGCGGAUCGAAGCAGGAUGCCGCUCUUGCCAUGAAACAGGCGGCGCAGACAAACUCGAACAGCGCCGCCAGCUCUGAACACGCGCCUGCUCUGAAGACCGAGGACGUGCGCCAGGCCUCCUGCGACGAUUGGGAGGUGAAAAUGCUGGUGGAGCAAUUCGAUGAGAAGAUGAAACGCCGUUCCCUCGAAGGCCGUCGUCAUUCUUCCUGCGAUAUACAGUCGUGGGAGCGUCUUGUCCUGCAAGCUGACCCGUCGUCGAGUUAUCCGAACUUUGGCGGCCCUAGCCGAGAGUCUCGCGAUUCUAAAGAAAUCCGUCGUCGGUACGGACGAUCUUCCCGCGCGCUUUUUACCCGUGGACGGUUCCCUGAACUCGGAACGACCUCGAGACGAGCGGAGAUCCGGCGAGCAUCACUCGCCAGAUUCGCUUCAGUUGACGUUCCAACGCUACAAGCCAGUCUCGACGAUGAAGCCCCGCGCGGUCGGGCGUCACCCUUGAUAUUCGACGCUGAUCUAGAAUCGGGAAGCGAGCAUUGUUCUACGGAUUCCAUAAAAGAAAACCUUGAGGAGAAUGUGGAAAUGCACGAUAACAGAAGAGACGAUCAGCCGGGCGUAUCAUCGCAGGACGACGCCACAUGGUCUCCAACCGGUCAGGCCAUGGGUCUCCCAACCAUCAAGGAGGGGCUCCGACUGCAGGGCCAGAAAUCAGAGAUUUCGGAUGAAGACGAGGACGACUCCUCGUCUACGAAAACCACUCUGUUCAUCGAUAUAGAUGAGGGCUCUUCGGAACCGCUGAUUGCUAAAGGUGGGGACGAAUGCGAACUUCUCGGCCACUCGGCAAGUGAAUCGCCCGCGGAGCUCACCGGGAUUAUAUUCGUAUUGCAGAUGAACUUGCUUCUACCGCCCCGGGCGAACUUGCGAGAUCCGACGAAACUCUAA
This is a messenger RNA of Galendromus occidentalis (western predatory mite), 4866 nucleotides long. RefSeq names its product Cyclic nucleotide-gated ion channel-like (gene Cngl). NCBI's taxonomy places the organism in Eukaryota, Metazoa, Arthropoda, Arachnida, Mesostigmata, Phytoseiidae. Gene Ontology annotation, cellular component: membrane. The transcript has 28 exons. Gene Ontology annotation, biological process: monoatomic ion transport; transmembrane transport. Gene Ontology annotation, molecular function: protein-containing complex binding; intracellularly cyclic nucleotide-activated monoatomic cation channel activity. The record is from RefSeq and is a predicted model, not a curated record. Bases 1 to 4866 code for a protein of 1621 amino acids.